AAGUGCCUCUCGGAGGAGGGAUUUCUGGGUUGUUUUGGAUUCGGCUGUCGCACAUGGAGGCAAGAGGGGGCCUCAUUUCAAGCGACUUCGGACACUCUCUUUACUUUUCCGAGAACGCAGCAACCUCCGAGUUGAAGACAUGUCAGCGGCAGGUCAGACGAGCGGGAGCCGGGAUAUACCGGCCGUGAGGCGGGUCGCCGUCCUGGAGGCUGCCCACAUGCCCCAGGAGUACUCCACGACCCCCGGAGGGACGGUGUUCAGCACCACGCCUGGAGGGACUCGAAUCAUCUAUGACAGGAAGUUCCUGCUUCAGUGUCGCACCUCUCCUCUGGCUCGCACGCCUCCGAAGCUCCCUGACAUCCCGGGAGUCACCAGGCCACUCAAACGGGAGUCCUCCACCGAGUCCAACCAGCCGGGAGGGAGUGAGAGCGCUCAACAUGAGCACGGCCAACACGCAGAGGGUGCAGGAGAAGAUGCCCAGUUUGACAUGGACAUUUGAAGAGGAUUACAACAACUUCCAGCAUCUUCAUGGUAGUUGUGUCGUUAGGGUAGAUGUUUAAAGUUCAAUUCAAACAAUUAGGCUGUGGUAUAUAAUGUUCCUUAAAGGGAAAUUGUAUUUAAAUGGAAUUAUUAAUGGGCCUCAAAUAGUUCCAUGAGCUCAUUGGAUAAAUUACGGCAUUUUGGUGGUUGGUAAAAUCUGUUUUAACUUAAUAUUUUUUUGUGAUUUAACAGCAUUUAAAAUGUUCAGGCAAAAUAUUGUUUUAUGGCAUGUUGUGUGUGAUGAUUGUUAUGGGUCAUGUUCAUAUAAUUUGAUAAAUAACGGUAAAGACACUUACAAAUUGAAUUUUUUGUUGUUGUUGUUUUUGUUUGUUUUUGCUGCCUUGGGUUUUGUGUUUUUGUCUCCGACGACAGAAGCAACGCUUGGUAUUAAAAGUGAAAAAUAUUACUUAUAAACAUUUUUGCCUUAUAAACCAUUACCUUUGCAGCAUUAACAACUGCCUAGAAUUCAAAUACUCAUAUCAGCUAAAUUGAUUGAUUUUAAAAAUGAAAUUCUGUGGGCGAUGUAUUUUUUCUCAUUAAAUAUGAAAAUGAUCCAUAUACAUAUUAUACUGUUACCUCACUGCAUUUUUUGUAUUGUUUAGAAUGAUAAAAUUAGCUGUGUGUUUUUUUGUUUAUUAUACAGCAGUAUACACUGGUAGAAGUUUAUACAGUUGUAAGAAAAGGUAUUUGAACCCUUUGGAAUUAUUUGAAUUUCUCCAUAAAUUUGUUACAAAAUGUAAUUUUUUUCUAAGCCACAACUACAGACAAACAAAUGCCGCAUGAACGAUUAUAUGUUUUUUUUAAGGCACCAAAGUGAUUUAGUAGUUAGCCUUUCUGCCUCGUAGUUGAAAACUAAAUUGUCCAUAUUUGUGAAUGUGAAUUGUUAAUAAUUGUUUGCCUAUUCGGCCAAAGUUACCUUGGCUAGGCUCUGAAAAUCUAAUGAGAAUAGCAUAGAGCUGAUCAGAGUCAAUCAAUACGCUCGAGUCAAUCAAUGUGACGAGAUUGAAGGUGUUGAUUAAAGCUACCCUCCCAUGUAAAAAAAACAAAAAAAAAACACCAGUUUCAA
Syngnathoides biaculeatus (alligator pipefish) is the source of this 1606-nucleotide messenger RNA. Its product is annotated as eukaryotic translation initiation factor 4E-binding protein 1-like. Gene Ontology annotation, molecular function: eukaryotic initiation factor 4E binding. Lineage: Eukaryota; Metazoa; Chordata; Actinopteri; Syngnathiformes; Syngnathidae. Gene Ontology annotation, cellular component: cytoplasm. The transcript is spliced from 3 exons. The record is from RefSeq and is a predicted model, not a curated record. Bases 140 to 499 code for a protein of 119 amino acids. Gene Ontology annotation, biological process: negative regulation of translational initiation.